AUGGUCAACUUGAACACGGUGGCACCGAAAAAUAACAGAGACUACUACAUUGCGCUCGGGCUCGAGGGGUCGGCGAAUAAGCUGGGCGUAGGGGUGGUUAAGCAUCCGCUUCUGCCCAAGCAUGCCAAUAGCGACCUGUCUUAUGACUGCGAGGCGGAGAUGCUCUCCAACAUCAGAGACACCUACGUAACGCCUCCCGGGGAGGGCUUCUUGCCCCGUGACACGGCAAGACACCACCGGAAUUGGUGUGUGAGGCUUAUCAAACAGGCGAUAGCCGAGGCGGGUCUCCAGGACCCGGCACUCGACGUCGACGUGAUCUGCUUCACCAGGGGCCCCGGAAUGGGUGCGCCCCUGCAUUCGGUGGUUAUUGCCGCCAGAACGUGCUCGCUGCUCUGGGACGUGCCCCUAGUGGGCGUGAACCACUGUAUAGGCCACAUCGAAAUGGGGAGGGAAAUCACCAAGGCCCAGAACCCUGUGGUACUGUAUGUGAGUGGCGGUAACACGCAGGUCAUCGCAUACUCGGAGAAGCGGUAUAGGAUCUUCGGCGAGACGCUCGAUAUCGCCAUUGGUAACUGUCUUGACAGAUUCGCCAGAACUUUGAAGAUCCCGAACGAACCCUCGCCCGGCUACAACAUCGAGCAAUUGGCAAGAAGCGCUCCGCACAAGGACGCCCUGGUGGAGCUUCCGUACACGGUGAAGGGAAUGGACCUUUCCAUGAGCGGUAUUCUGGCCUCCAUCGACUCGUUGGCCAAGGACCUGUUCAAGGGCAACAAGAAAAACAAGAUCCUAUUUGACAGGCAAACGGGCGAGCAGAAAGUCACCGUCGAGGAUCUUUGCUACUCUCUGCAAGAAAACCUGUUUGCCAUGCUCGUGGAGAUCACGGAAAGAGCCAUGGCGCACGUCAACUCCAACCAGGUGCUGAUCGUGGGCGGUGUAGGCUGCAACGUGCGGUUACAAGAAAUGAUGGCACAGAUGUGUAAAGACAGGGCCAACGGGCAGGUGCACGCCACGGACAACAGAUUCUGUAUCGAUAACGGGGUCAUGAUUGCGCAAGCAGGGCUGUUAGAGUACAGAAUGGGCGGCAUUGUGAAAGACUUUUCGGAAACUAUCGUUACGCAAAAGUUCAGAACAGACGAAGUGUACGCGGCUUGGCGUGACUAG
Molecule: messenger RNA, 1161 nt
Organism: Saccharomyces eubayanus
Lineage: Eukaryota; Fungi; Ascomycota; Saccharomycetes; Saccharomycetales; Saccharomycetaceae
Gene: KAE1
Product: tRNA N6-adenosine threonylcarbamoyltransferase
Exons: 1
Coding region: 1-1161 (386 amino acids)
Biological process (GO): tRNA threonylcarbamoyladenosine modification
Cellular component (GO): EKC/KEOPS complex; cytoplasm
Source: RefSeq, a predicted model, not a curated record